Molecule: messenger RNA, 2376 nt
Organism: Adineta steineri
Lineage: Eukaryota; Metazoa; Rotifera; Eurotatoria; Adinetida; Adinetidae
Source: the annotation of a GenBank genome assembly
AUGAUUUUAUUGGCAUGUUUUGAUCGUUUUGCACUUACUUCGACUCGAGCUAUCAUGCGUAAGUUCACAAAACCAAAAGCUGCAUUGAAAAUAAUUAGCGGUGCCACUCUUUUUGGUUUACUAAUCUCAAUACAUCUACCGAUUUUGGAAACCGUUAAAAACAAUCGAUGCAGUACCUUUGGAACAUAUGGAAUCUUUUUCGGCAUUUAUAUGAUCUGUGUUUUUGGGCUUAUUCUGCCGAUUCUCACAAUAUUAUUCGCUUUUCUCAUUCUGAAGAAUUUAAAAGAGGUUCGUGGUCGUGUACAUCCUGUUGCUGGAAGUAACAAUGCGUUCCAGAAUGUUUUAACCAGACGUGAUAUAAACUUGAUUAAGCUUGUAUUAGCUGAAGUUGUCAUUGGCAUACUCUUCACCACCAUAGCUCCAUUAGAUAUACUCUACGCUGCACUGACAAUAAGUUUUAGUAUUAUUGUACAGGGCUCUCAUUUUCGUGGUGGUACAAUAACAUGGCGUCCAUUGAAUAAUACACCAUCCGGUAGUACAGUCGCUGUUCAAGUGCGUGAACGAUUUUCAUGGAAUCGUGCUACUUAUUACUGUGAUGAUACGACCAUAGCUGCACAAGGUAUUAUCGGAAGUGGUUAUCUUGUCCAGGGUGUAUCUGGUUCAUAUGCUCCUUGGACUAAUAUGAAUACAGCAAUAGCCUGUACGGAUUAUAGUGUUGCACUUACUGUUAGUUCUGGUGAACAUUUUGAAACACAAACAUUUCCAUUAAAUAUUGCAUUUAGUAUUGGUUUUGUAUCAUCUGCUUGGUUUGCAAAUCUUGCUGUUGGUGGCAACGGUGGAUGGAGUGUUAUUUGUCGAAUCAACACUGCUCUAAGACCUGAUGGUUAUAUAAAUUCCAGUCCUAUUGCUGUCACUCUUCCUAUUAUCUACAAACAAAUCACUAUUCAACAAGUACAUGUUAUUCAAAUGUCUGACUUUGAUGGAACCGAUACAUUGCGAUGUCGAUGGUCAACUUCAUCAAGUAAUUUGAACAAUUAUGAUGAAUGUAGUGGUGUAUGUAUGGGUAUUCCUCUGUAUAUUAAUCUUAUUCAGACUAAUUGCACACUUGUAUUUUCGCUGGCAGUAGCUGGACAGUAUGCUGCAGCAGCAUUACAAAUUGAAGAUUAUUAUAGUAGUUCAUCUACAACACCAAUGAGUUCUGUUCCACUACAAUUUCUUUUCUAUGGUUAUGCUGCACCUACUGGUAGUUGUACUACUCCACCUGCUAUCAUUGGUAAUCGGCCAAACCGAGCUUGUAUUGGUACACCAAUCGGUUCGAAUGUUACUGAAUAUAUUAUUAUACAAGUUUAUUGUCCUGGACAUGCUAUUACUGAUUUAGUUAGUAGUGCUCCAACUGGUAUGAAAAAGAGUGCUAUUAUCAAUUCAAGUCCUAAUGUUUAUGAAAUCAUUCUCAGUUGGGUUCCCAUAUCUACUCAAUAUGGUCCGCAAUCUUUCUGUGCUGGAGCUGUUGAUACUAUAGCUCUUCAAUCUAAUCAAUGGUGUAUUACAUUCUUAGUUGGCUUUGAAUCUCCUGAUAUCAUUCGUCCAUCAUUGGUUCAAGGUUCAGCUUCACCAAUUGGCACUGUCUUUCAAAAUCAAAGCCUUUUCUCGAUUCAAACGACAAAAUCUGUAAAUCGUCCAACACUUAAUAAUACUUACAUUUAUUUCACAGAUGCGACUGCGAAUAAUACACUCGUUCAGAAAUUUGAUUGUGGUUGGGACCCUAAUGUCAUAUAUACAGGUUUUACAACUAUCGUUCGUUUUCCAGUUGCACCAUGGAUUCCUGGACAUUUUUAUUAUGUGACAUUUGAUAGUGGUGUUGCUAGUGGAACGGAAUUUUGUGGUCCUGAAUCUGCUCCGAUUUAUGAUCCAACAUAUUGGGUAUUUAACAUUUGGGAUCCAGCUGUAUCAUCGACAACAACAACUACUACUACUCCACCAACAACUCAUACAGUCACAUCCUUACAUACAACUACUACUUCUAUUAAUACUGCAUGUACAACCUCUGGUAUUGUGGCAACUACUACGACUGCUGUUACAACUACAACAACUGUCACUACUACAAUUGCAACUACAGCUGCUCCAACAACAGCGGCUCCAACUACUGCAAGUGCAUCAACUGCAACUGCCGUUCCUGUCAUGUAUCCUGAAGAUUUCAUAAAUGCAUGUAAACAACCAAUAACAGUUGUGACUGUUGCUAUUAUGUCUACUAUGGCUGCUAUACAAUCUUUAGUAAUGUAUGCUGCUUUUACGAAAUUUUCCAAUAUGUUUAAUCCAUUGAAGAAAAAAGCAUUGCAAAGACAUGCACAACGAAUGAGAAAUAUUAAUCGACGUUGA